CCAUUGGUUACCACCUGGUUGGAUCGGCCCUUACCCGCGACUUGCAGAAAGGACAGUCUGGGCAGAGAAGCAAGGGAAGAGAAGAAAUGACAGAGACGGAGACAGAGAAGCAAGGACAGAGAAGAAGAUGCCGACAGAAUAGAUACGGAGUGUAGAGGUACCUAGGUACCUACCUAAAGAUGCCGGUACCUCUGCUUACCUACAUACCCUACCAUGUAUACUAUUGGUCCCCACCCCUAGAGCCAUUACGUCAUACCCGACCAGACAUAAGCAGCCUUGGCGGGAGCCGUCUGCCAUAUUGGGGAAGAGCGAACGUGACCAGCAACCAAGUCGAGGAUACCGAGGAUAUCCAACAUGUCGAACAUAUCGAACGUGUCAGCCAAUAUCGCCCAUAUCGCCCAUAUCUCCCAUGUUACCUGUGCCGCCCAUGUCACUCCGUCCGCUAUUCGGCUACGGCGGUGGCGGGAGUGCUUACAUUUAAUCCCAGCCGCCUACUCCACGAUACAACACCUAGUCAACCAUUUUAUUACUAUUUUCUUACCAUGACCAGCAGUACCGCCGACGAUAAACGGCGCCGGCAAAACCGGGAGUCUCAGCGCCGAUAUAGGAAAAGACAAAGAAUGGAUCUCAAGAAUCCAGACAUCGACAUUCUGCAAAACUACCUCCUGAGGCCGCCAAUGAACCGUGACCAUGGCGUACCGUGCUCGACAACUCCUACGUUGUGGGCUGGCGACUCCCUCGAUAGCCGAGAUCAAGGCGCUGAUGUAUUCCCCGGCAAUCGUAUUGUCCGUGAUUUCCAAGAUGUCGAAGCUAGUGAAACUAGUAUCCUGUCCCAAAGCUGCGACAGUACGCAAACCCGUCAUUCUACAAGUCUUUCCUCUAUGUCGGCUGCAGACUUUCUGUCGAUACAGUCACAGACAUCUGACAACGGACACGCGAAUACGGACCCGGGCCCAGCGUCAUACAUGACUAAAGACCGGGACUCCCAGCAGUUCGACCUUGUACAAACGGCCUCAACCUCUAGACUUGGACAGACACCAAGUCCCGUUACUCUACCCUUUGUGCCUGAAGGGUACAAUCCACAAAUUGUUUGGAACACACCCCCGAACUCGGCACAUGGAACACUUUCUGGUGGGGAGAGACUAAUGAUGAAUGUAAGCUGUCACUUCCUAGGCAUUUCUCGUUAUUUGUUAAAUUGCAUACGAAUUUCCAGUAUAGCCAGGGCAUGAGAACCGACCCACCCGCCGUGCGUCCGUCCCCCAAGCCUCGGGCUCGAGGACGCCGAAAGUCAAUUCGAGAGCGGUCCAAAUGAUCACCGAAGUCGAAAACCUAUAUGAAUUCGGAGUUAAUAUAGGCAUACUUCCAGAGGCCAGAGACACAAAACGCAUGUUAAAUCGAAUGAAGUAUCGUUUCAUGUCUCUCUCGUUGUCCGCGUCGACAGAUGGCCCGGACUCCGCUUUAGCGAGAAGUACGGACGAGGACGAGGA
Molecule: messenger RNA, 1487 nt
Organism: Xylaria bambusicola
Lineage: Eukaryota; Fungi; Ascomycota; Sordariomycetes; Xylariales; Xylariaceae
Exons: 3
Coding region: 180-1229 (349 amino acids)
Biological process (GO): regulation of DNA-templated transcription
Molecular function (GO): DNA-binding transcription factor activity
Source: RefSeq, a predicted model, not a curated record